Trichogramma pretiosum is the source of this 1501-nucleotide messenger RNA. RefSeq names its product UBX domain-containing protein 1. Lineage: Eukaryota; Metazoa; Arthropoda; Insecta; Hymenoptera; Trichogrammatidae. The coding region runs from base 228 to 1274 and encodes 348 amino acids. The transcript has a single exon. Gene Ontology annotation, molecular function: protein binding. The record is from RefSeq and is a predicted model, not a curated record.
AGGCGUUGUGUCGGCACUCGACAGUCGGCAGUUCGGCAGUUUGGUUAUAGGCGACUCGUGCUAGUGUCACAUCCCAUCCAGCCAAGUGUAUCCGAUCGGUGUUUGUUUUCCCAACAACAUAGACACACGCGUUGACUGAGACCCAUCGCCAUUGGUGCUUUCGAAGCUCGUCUUCCGUUUUUCCCUGCUCCUCGUGUUAGCGAUACAAAACAACACAAAAACACACGAUGUCCGCCGCUGACGUUCAAAUCCUCAUGGACAUGGGCUUCAGCAAGGAUCACGUGGAACGAGCCUUGAAUGCGACCGGACACAAGGGCGUCGAGCCCGCGAUGGACUGGCUGCUGUCCCACGGUCCGGAGAUUGAGGAAGAGUCCAGGUCGGCCGUAGCAGCCACUGCCACCUCCGAACCUAGGCUCGACUUAACGGCUGCGACUGGCACCCCGGCGGCGGCAACGGCGACGGUGACCGACAACGGCGGAAGCGAAGAACAGGCCGGCAAACCGGGGGACGACCAGGAGCAGACGGCCAAGUCCAUCAAGUGCGACGUCUGUGGCAAACUCUUCCAGAGCAAUCUCGAGGUGGAGUUCCACGCGACCAAAUCCGGCCACGAUCAGUUCAGCGAGAGCAGCGAGGAGAAGAAGCCCCUCACCGAGGAGCAGAAGCGCCAGCAGCUGCAGCUGAUCGAGGACAAAUUGAAGCAGAAGCGAGCCGAGCGCGAGGAGAAGGAAAAACAGGAGGCACUGGAGCGCGAACGCGACCGCAUCCGCUCGGGCAAGGAGAUGGCCGAGGCCCGGAAAAAGCUCGAGGAGCUCGAGAUGAAGAAGAUCCUGGAGCAGCGGCGCCGCGAGAAGGAGGAGGAUCGCAUGGCGCGCCAGAGGAUUCGCGAACAGAUCGAGGCCGACAGAGCAGCUCGACGAUUGAAGGCACAAGGCAGCAGCGAGGCAGCCGCUCAGGCGCCAGUAGCUCCGGCGCCAGUGGCCAAGCCCCCGCUAGCACAAAACACCAACAACAGCAGCCAAAACUAUACCGAGACGAGGCUCCAGAUAAGACUUACGGACGGCAAGUCGCUCACCCAAAGCUUCGGCUGCAAAGAGCAGCUCGCCGCCGUCCGACUGUACGUCGAGAUGCAUCGCACCGACGGCGCCGAGCCGUUCGACCUCAUGACGACUUUCCCGCGCAAAGUGUUCGCCGAGAACGAGUACGACAUGCCGCUGGACCUGCUCGGCCUGGUGCCCUCGGCCGUCGUUAUUGUACAGAAAAAGAGCGUUGUUUGAAGUUAGAAUUAACAAUAAUACUUUAAGCUCUCUCUCUCUCUCUACCUGUUCACUUAAGUCAAGAUAACAAAAAUUGAAUUUAAGAGAAUAAUUGAGAAAAAGUGAACAUACUGUGUAAUAUGAUUGAUUAGUCGAUAAUGGAUACCAGAUUUUUUGGACAAGGAAUAUAUAUCAAGCUUAAUUUGUUCUAUUUUUACAAAUAAAAACCAAAUCAGUGUCUAUUCAUA